UAUGAAAAAAAUUUUAUCAGUUUCCUCUCUUCUGUAAGAAUAUGAAUGCAGGUUUAACGGGUCGGUUAAUGACGGUGAGUUCCGAAUGUUCCGAAUAUUACCCGCCAAUGUCCAAAGUAAGGUUAUGUACGUUAUUGGCACCUACAUGUAUUGAUAAACUAUUAAAACUGGAAAAUAGGAAAUAUUUGUGCUUACGAACGUAUAACUUAUUUAGAGAGCUAUAAACGAUUUCUUAUAUAAUAAUAAUAAUACUCUCAAUAUGGAAGUGGCUCCAAUGGGAAACUUGCCUUGCAGCAAGGAUUUAUGGUCUAUAAUAUCAGGCACAACAUGUUGUUGUGCCAAAGAGACCGUUGAAGACGAAAUAAAAAAUGGAACUGUCUUGCUCAAAGAAGGGCUUCAGUUCUUUAAGCCUUUUACAGACGCAUCGUUACAGAGUAUUUCCAAAAGGAAUCCUCCUCCUCUCCAACAGAUGUUUGAUUUGAUUAGCAAACUUGCUCCACUUCUUAAUCUAGAUGCUACAAUUACCUGGGAUCUAGUAUGUAAUUUUGUAUCAUAUGAAUAUAGAAAUUGUGCAGAGACUUUUGCAUCGCAGCUCUCUGAUCAUACUUCUAUAAAAGCCUUAAUUGAUGAUAUUUGGAAUUUUUAUUACUCUGAGAGAGUAACCUUGAUAAAAUGUCUCAAGCUUAUGAUUGAAUAUAAAGAUAACAAAAGACAUCCUCAUCAUAAGGAAUUUUUAAAAUUUUUUGAUGAAGUUUUGAUGGGAAACUUGCUUGAAUCUGUGCGUAAGCAAAUAGAAGCAUUGAAAUUUGUAAAUCCACCUACGCGGUCGCAAUUCUGUACAGAAGAACAUUUGCAUAGAUUGUACAAUAGUACUUUAAUUGAAAUGCGUGAGUUGCUUCAUAUCUUGACUGUGAUUGUACAUGAUAUUCAUAUUACUGACCACGAAUUCUCCAAGUUCUAUGGAAGCAUUGGGGGUGAACCUAGACGUUUAGCAAGUACAAAAAGCCAUGAAGACAAAGAAGCUAUAACCAAAAAGAUCGAAGAGAUACAAUACAGUCAAAUAGCGUUAAUCCUUGUGGCAUUGGAUGUGAACAAACACAUUGCUAUGAAAGAUUGGAUAAGUGUUGUUAAAAGCAGUAUGCAAGACAUCUUUGAGCACAAAUGUGUCCGUGAAAAUUCGCCACAGGAUGGACCGUUGCUUCUAUCGUGGAUGUUGGCAAAUUAUGCGAUUGACCCGGAUAAUAUGGACACAUUAAAUCGCUUUAGACCGUUUGGCAUCAAAGCCAUACAACUCGAUGUGUUUCAUUACCUUCGGGAUUUAAUGAGCUGCGAAAUGUUUCAAGAAGAGACCCACUACGCUGAAGUUGCGCGGAGCAGCGUUUACAAUCUUCUCGCUUUGUUAUGCGAAUUCAUCGACGAGGAUCGAUUGAGCACUCUGAAUGGUAUUUUCGAUGCUAUGGCUGCUACAGUCAAGUUUGCAGAGUGCGCAGACAGAUUUUGGAGCGAACGAAACGACGGUUUAUGGCCGAUUUAUAAAGUUGCCAUACAAUUAUAUCCGUACAAGUUUGAACCGUUAACCAGUAUAGCUAUUGCUUUGGCAUCCACAAACGUUACAAGCGCUAAAAAGAUCGCUCAGGAAUUAGAUGAUCUACCAUCACUGACUAUAGAAGUUCCUCGCAAAAGAGAUGACAACAAGCCGUACAAACCUUACGAAGCGGAUUGCAUAAUUCAAAAGAACUCGUUCGCUAUAUCCUGCUACUGUGUGCACGAGAAUAUCACCGUGCUACCCAACGAAAAGGAAUUAGUGUUGUUUCAUACAAGAGCGAGCUACUGGAACGCCUUGCAUCACAAAAUAGAGCUGUUAUUUUCUCAAGCAAGCGGCGGAAUCGCAAACAUCAGCACAGUGAAGACUGAUUUGCCAGCAAACGUUUGUCAGGGCUUAAAAUUGUUGGAAGCAUUAGUGGCUAAAGACAUUGAGAUACCGUUGAACAUGGUCACUCCGACAGAAUUAAGUUUCGAAAUCAUCAAUCGAUUCUCGUAUCCCGUGCUACCGACGAAUUUAUACAGAAUCGUCGCCGUAUGCAUUAGUAUUUCGUCGAAACUCGUUUUGAGAUACCCCGAAGAUAUUCUUUCGCGAAUGCGAUCUGGCAUUUACCCGAGAUUUAAUAACUGGUAUCAAAAACCCUUGGACUUCGCGGAAGCAAUCUCCUUCGACGGUGGUCUCGUCGCAUCAUGGCUGUCAGGAAUAGAAACGAUCGAGCACACUUAUCCCAUUUUGCGCGCGUUUCUGGACACAUUGUACAAUUAUCUAAUCACUAAGCACAGUAAAGAAGCUAUGUAUACCAUCGAAAUACCGGGUAUGGUAUUUCUCUUGCAAGCUGUGUUGCCUAAAUUGGACUCCUGGUACUUCGAAUCGAACGCAGAACGGAUCGAUUUAUGGCUGAAGAGUAUGUUCUGCAUACAUCGCGCUCUGGACUCGACGUUGCCCAAGAACGACAUCCGCAACGAAUUGCAACUCGUUGUUGUGUACAGUCUACUCUAUUUAGAACCACGUCACGCGCUGCUGAAAUUACUCCGGACGGGCGAGCGCACAUUGCACAGUAAAAUGAUCACGGAGACGGAUUGGAUCAGUGGAAAAGGAUUCAAGAAUAUCAAGACCGUAGAACUGGCGCUGUCGAUAGUCAAUCGACUUUUGAUGUUUCGGAAAUCUCUGGGUCUUGAACUUGGCGACAGAUCGCCCCUCGAGAUCGCAUUGUAUUCCUCUCCGAGGGUGCCCAACGGACUUUUGAUAGUACCAACCAUCGUUAACUAUCUGUACGUUUGGUUCAGUCCUUCGUUACAGAAAAUGGCAGUUAGAUUACUGAAGAAAUUCGCGGAGGAGUUCUCCAUGUCUCUGCUCGUCUGCAUGGGAAUGGAUGGCACCUCUAUACGAGAAACCUUCGCAUUCCGAUUGACGCUGCCGACAUGUGCGAUAGAAGUUAAAGUCGCUAUUUUGGAACUGGUUGCUGUAUGCUUGGAGAAACAGCCCGGCUUAACGGAAGCUCUCUUCAACAUCAUGCACCAAGCGGAACGCAAGAGAAUUUUCCCACGUUCGGCCGAUGAAUUCCUUAGAGAAGGCUGCAGUCAAUUCUUGAAUCUAUACUUGGAACGAAUGUACAAAGAAGAUGAUAUCGUGUGCGAUAAAUUGUACGACAGCACGAUGACGGUAAUACGCGCCAUGUGGUAUUACAGAAACGAGAUCCUCGUCAAUUUCUUUCGCAAGCGAGAGAAGUUCUGGAGUCACCUGUUCGCACCGCUUUUCAAAACUUUGGUCCGAGAUGCGAAGGGUUAUUCUCAACUGUUGGAUGUAAUCACACUGGAAUUGUACAAGAGUCCAUUACUGGAGAAUAAUUUCUCGAAGAAUCUGAAAGAGCUUUUGGACAAGUCGAAAGAUCACUGGAAGAAAUUAGCCGAGUACAUUCUCGGCGAUUCUGCAAACGUUGAGAAUGAGAACGACGAGGAAAAACGUAUGAAGCAGAACAGACUCAUGGAUCCAUUGUACGAAAUUAAUUUAGAAUCUUGGUACCAUUUCAUCGUUAUGCUCACCGACGAUCGAACGGCUAAAAAUUAUCCGAUUAACGUAACGCAAGCGCAUCUCUUAACCGAAUUAGCCUUAAAGUCUUUGUUAGAGCGAGUGAAGGCGCCCAACGACUCUAGCAGUGGCAAGAUUCCGAUGCUGCUCGCUUCGUUGUCUCUGAGAUGCAUCACUUCGUGGAAGCAGAUGUGCGUCGGCGACUCGAGGAAAUUCAAGACCAGACUGUCGCAGCUCACGCAAGAAAUAGCGCAAACUUAUCGCGGCUUCGGAAAGUCUCUGCGGCAGACGCUGAUCUCGUUACUGCUUGGAUGCGUGCAAUUGGUGAAAAGCACCCUGGCCGAAGACUCGGCGAGCCUUGAAUACCUCCUGGCGCACUCUUGCACAAUCGCCAUCUGCGAAUUGGAGGAAAUGAAGGAAGCCGCUCUUCAACUGGAACGUCAAAAGCGGCAGCUCUCCGUCGAUCUGAAGACUGACGAGAAAGCCGCGCAGGAGAAGACCGCUUGCCACAGUGCGGAAACGCUGCGUGGUAUACGAGAAAGUCUACCGGCGACGUUAGCGAUCUGCAUGGUUACGCAGCUGUUACGAUCGUACGUCGAGCGGAAUGCGAACUUGAAGCAUCGCCUGAAAGCCAGCUGCGUGCAGCUUCGCCAGAUGAUACCCGAGUUGAUGGCAUGCGUCGGUUACACGUUGCAGAAGUAUCCGUACGUCAAGUUCAGCACCGCCGCUCUGAGCCUGCUGGGUGUUAUAUCGCGCUCGCCGUACUGUCCGCAUCCUAUCAACAGCAACGACAUCACGAAGCUCUGGCUGAGCUUGAUUCCACCAGCGGACAUCGGCAACAGCAUGCUCGAUUCGCUGUACGAUGAUUCGCCGAACGGUCGAUGGCGUUGCCAGGACUGGUGGCCGUUGUACACGCUGGGCUUGGAGUUCCUGAUAGGUCUCGUCACCAGCGAGAUGCACAUGGUGUACGUUAACCACGUGAUCGUUUUCCUGAAUUCUCACGAGCAUCAAUUGAUGGUCGUGUCCACGCUACUGAGACACACCGCCGAUCUGCUGGCCGCCGAUCUGAUACAAUCCCUGGUCGCUCUCAUCCACGCCAUUGCCACGCAAACUUACGUGUGGAACGCGAUACAGCCGAGCGUGCGCGAGACUCUCAUCAAGUGCAUGUACUUGGCGUACGACAGCACGGUGAACCUGUUGCUGCGGCCGCGGAUACUCAAAUUCAUCAUCGACGGCAUCAGCGUGGAGAGCGCCGAGGAGCUCGAGUCCUGCGACAAUCGGUUGCCCAGCGGCGAGCUGAAGCUUCUAGUGAACAAGCUGAUGGUCAUAAAUACAACUUGCGCGCUGAGUUUCGUGCAUUUUUCACCGCGACUCAACACCCUCGUGGACACGAUAUAUACUCAGGAUUAUUGGUACACACCGAUGGCCGAGAUGAACUUUGGACCGCCGCAGAUGAGUAUGAGCUCCGGUCCGCGGCUCACCUACGGCACCAUCAUCAGCUCGACGCAGCUGUUCACCCAGGCUCUUCACUCCCGCUCGCAGCCCACCACUUCGCUGUCCGUCGCCUCGACGCCGCAGCCCGGACGGGACGAUAAAACGGAUUCCGCGAAGAAGGAGUGGGAACGCGCCGCGCCGGAGAAUCUCCGGCGCAUGCACACCAGCAAGGAUCUGCGAAGAAUCAUCCACGCGGCCUCAGGUUCGACCUCUAGAACGUCACCCAACAUCGGCGGCGAAUUCUUGGGAUACGUCAGUGGUUUGGACGUCACCGUGCCGUUACUCAGCAGUCCCAGGCUCGUACGUCGGCCGUACGAUCCGCUGAUCUGCGAGAACACCAUCCUCUCGAGAGCGACCGCUCUGGCGACCGGUAGACACGUGACGAAGAGCAGCGGCGGCGGAGCUGCCGGCACGGGCAACGGCAGCCCGAUCAUCGCGAGAAAUCACAGAUUCAGCGAUCCGUGGUUCGAGUCCAUGGACGAGAACAACACGCGACUAGCGUUGGAGAUCAACCUCAUCCUGAUACUGUCUCAGGCUCUGGAAGGGGUGAAAAGUCCUAGACUCGCCUCGCGAGAUCGUCAGCUCAUCGCGCGGGAGACCGCCACGGAGCUGGGAAUCUUCUUCGAUUUUCUCGAACACCGCGGCACGCCCGAUAUCUGGCAGGUGAAGGGUUCCUUGAUAGACGCGGACACGAGAAGCUCCAGGACGAUUCAGGACACGAGCGAUCCGAUGCAGGCGAAUCUACCGGCGAGACUCCGCAAGAACAGUACUAUUGAUAGAGCGCCGGUGUGUUCGCCGGAUCACGAAGACUCCUCCUCGGAGAUCGUAAAUCAAACUGAGACGCGAGAGAAGAGACUCGACGACAGUAUUCUCACCACUGGUGUCUUCAAGACGAAUGUUAGCAGCGUGCAGUUCUUGCCAUUAAUGGGAAAAUUGCUUAAGACGGUUGUUGAAUCGUUGGACUCGGCGCAAUUCCGAUAGCGAUUGCAAAAUCUAUAUUUUCAAAUUGUAGGAACUCUUAAUGUACAGUUCAUCGAUCAAAACAGAUCCUCAAUGUGGUGCGGAAAGAAGACAACACAAAGUUCUAGUAAGGUUAAAUUUUAAUCAUAUCGCCUGAUCAUUUUCAUACGUAAUUUAACACGUGUGUGUUGUACAAAAGAGCAUGCGUAUUAUUUUGUGAGAAAUAUUCGCGAAGUAAUAAUAUAUUCUUUCGUAUAUUAUGCAAGAGAGCUGUAAUUGUAGGGAAAUAAUGAAGUAUUGAAAGGAGGAGAAGACAGAGAGAAAGGUAGAGUGUAAAAAAAUGCAGUAUCCAACGUUUCUAAUUUAGCCUGUACUUUUAUAUCAACACUAUUUAUAAAUGAUUAAACAUAAUGUAAUGUAUAUCCAGUAAAUUAGAAAUAUUUUGUGUUUCUUAAAUAGUUACUAGGAAAACGUGAAAAUACAAACUAUAUGAUUUUAUACACAGCCAACUACUUAACGAGGGACCAAAACAAAUGAUUGGAAUUGCUAUUUAUCGCGCAUCCAUUAUAUCAAAAUAAUGAUUGUAUUUUCAUUCAUUUUCUAUUUUAAUGAAUUAUUAAUCAUUUCAAUUUAUUGGAUGAUAAAUUUCGAACCGACGAAUUGUUUCACGGGAUUUUAUUGCCGAUGUAGAGAUCAAAGAAAAUUUCAAACAAAUUGAUUCGUGUGAUUAUAUCACAAUCGCGCAAUAUAACGAUUUAUUCACGAAAACUUGCAAUCGUGAUGCGUAAUACUAUUUCUUUUUUUCUGUCAAUGCACCGACGACAAACGUCGAUGCAUCUGUUGAAUCUUUUCAACUGAGAUAUAUAUAUUUCUUUUCACAUGGAACAUCUCUACGUCUGGAGAUAGUAGAGAGGAGAAAAAUAGA
Linepithema humile (Argentine ant) is the source of this 6950-nucleotide messenger RNA. RefSeq names its product nuclear pore complex protein Nup188 (gene Nup188). Gene Ontology annotation, cellular component: nuclear pore inner ring. Gene Ontology annotation, molecular function: structural constituent of nuclear pore. Gene Ontology annotation, biological process: RNA export from nucleus; protein import into nucleus. The record is from RefSeq and is a predicted model, not a curated record. NCBI's taxonomy places the organism in Eukaryota, Metazoa, Arthropoda, Insecta, Hymenoptera, Formicidae.